CCAACACCAUCAGAUCAUCAAUUCAAUCUUCUUCCCCUUGACUGCACUGCAUAUAAUAGCCAGCUAGACAUGUUACAGUAGAGAACUUGCUACUUCCACAGUCCAAGCAACAAUGGAGGGGAGGAGAGGGGAGAAGAACCUAGCUUAGCUAUAUCCCUAACUCUAGGGAGCAACAGGGUUACAUAAGAAAGCUCCCAAGAGGGCAAGAGGAAAAGGCCAGGAAAAGAAAAAAGGCAAACCAGAGAAGAAGAUGCCAGCCAAGUACUAGUACUUGCGCCAGUACUGCUAACUAUAGUCUCAGUCCGGCAGGCAGGCAGACCUGGUUCAGCUCACUCUUCCCCUAUAUUCCCAAUCAACACCCACAGAGAAAAGGAGCACCAAAAGCAGCCGCGACAGAAAGGAACAGCGAGUGAGAGAAAGAGAAAGAUCAACUCCACUCAGAUGAGAUCCCCUCUCUCUUCUCUUUCUUCUCUCAAGCUCUAGCUCUAACGGUGCUGCCUGCCUGGCCCAAUCAGUGAGUACGAUCGAGGAGAGCGACAAGGAGAUCGAUGGCGUGGUGGGCUGGGAGCAUGGGCGGCAUGGACCUCCGCAACCACCUCUCGCAGUUCGGCGGCCCGCCUGGCGGCGGUGCCAUGGGAGGCGGCGACCAGGCACCAACCACGCCAAACAGCAGCGGGAGCAACAACCAUGAUGAUGAGUCCGGAGCCGCACAGGACUCCCCCACUGCCGGCGCGGGCGACAACUCCCCUACCCCGGGCGCAUCCGGAGGGAGCGGCGGCGGAGGGGGUUCUUCGUCUGGCAGGCGGCCGCGAGGGAGGCCGGCUGGAUCCAAGAACAAGCCCAAGCCGCCUAUCAUCAUCACGCGGGAGAGCCCCAACACCCUGCGCUCGCACGUGCUCGAGAUCGCCAGCGGCGCGGACAUCAUGGAGGCGGUCGCCACGUUCGCGCGCCGGCGCCAGCGCGGGGUCUCCGUUCUCUCCGGCAGCGGCGUCGUCGGCAACGUCACCCUGCGCCAGCCCGCGGCGCCGCCCGGCUCCGUCGUCACGCUUCACGGCCGCUUCGAGAUCCUCUCCCUCUCCGGCGCCUUUCUACCCUCGCCUUGCCCGCCCGGGGCCACCGGCCUUGCCGUCUAUCUCGCCGGCGGCCAGGGCCAGGUCGUCGGAGGCACGGUCGUCGGGGAGCUCGUAGCGUCUGGGCCCGUCAUGGUCGUCGCGGCCACCUUCUCCAACGCUACCUACGAGCGCCUUCCGCUCGCCGAUGAAGAGCCUGGCGAGGGGGGCAUCGCACCCACCGGGUCAGACGGGAUGCAGCUGCCGGAGGGACCGCCUCUCGGAGGAAAUGGCGGGAUGGGUGCGCCGCCCGGACUGCCAGACCCCUCCUCAAUGCCAUUCUACAACUUGCCGCCGAACCUGAUGCCCAACGGCGGCGGUCAGAUGUCGCCGCACGAUGUGUUUGGCUCGUUUCGGCCACCACCGCCGGCCUUCUAGCUUCUAGCUACGUUUCUAGCUCCCCUCUUUUGCUUCUUCAUUUCUUUGUUUCGAGCUUCACAUAUCACUGUGAUGAUCUACUUGUUUUAAGAGUUCACUGUUUAAUUAGGUAGCUUACUUUGAUUGCUAGUGCGCUUAAUUAGGCAUGGAUAAAGGAAAGACUCCAAUUUGAUUUGAUCCCGUCAUGGGUACACUUUCGUU
This is a messenger RNA of Lolium perenne, 1688 nucleotides long. Its product is annotated as AT-hook motif nuclear-localized protein 20. Gene Ontology annotation, molecular function: minor groove of adenine-thymine-rich DNA binding; DNA-binding transcription factor activity. The record is from RefSeq and is a predicted model, not a curated record. Gene Ontology annotation, cellular component: nucleus. NCBI's taxonomy places the organism in Eukaryota, Viridiplantae, Streptophyta, Magnoliopsida, Poales, Poaceae.